This is a messenger RNA of Rotaria sp. Silwood1, 762 nucleotides long. NCBI's taxonomy places the organism in Eukaryota, Metazoa, Rotifera, Eurotatoria, Philodinida, Philodinidae. The record is from the annotation of a GenBank genome assembly.
AUGGUUGAAGAAAAAAUGUCUGAAAGUCCAGAUUCAAUAGCCGAACAAAAGAAAACAUCAUUGAUCGCAUCAUUGCUUAGUUCAUUACAAACAGAUGAGAAAGCCGAAGCAAAAAAAAAGGAAGAAGAUAAAAAAGGUUUAUCACGAAAAGAAAUUUUUGAUGAGCUACUCUUGUUUAUGAUUGCUGGUUAUGAAACGACAUCAACUGCUCUUUCGUGGUCUAUUUAUCAGCUAAGUAAAAAUCCAAGAGUUCAACAAAAAAUCAAAACAGAGUUGAUGCAAAAUAACUGUGAUCAAUAUAUAUCAUUGGAUCGUCUUGAUUCACUCAUUUAUUUGGAUUGUUUUAUCAAUGAAGUACUUCGUCAUUCUCCAACAACUGAUGGAACAGGACGUACAGUGAUGAGCAACGACUGUUUACCCAAUAGUGGUACUCAACUCUACAAAGGUGACCACUUGAUUAUUCCGACAUCUGCUCUUGCUCGAGAUCCUCGUCAUUGGAAAAUCGAUCCUAACUUAUUCUAUCCAGAAAGAUUUCUUAAUGAAGAUAAAAAUUAUCAUCCAUAUGUUUUUCUACCAUUUGGAGGAGGUCAUCGUCAAUGUCUUGGACAAGAAUUGGCUCGCUUCGAACUCAAAGUAAUUCUAGCUCGUAUGCUGCAACAAGUAACAUUUGGUGAUGGUGGUCCUGAAGUCAAUGCCGGUGGAUCUAUUCAAGCAUUGACUAUCAUGCCAAAACAUGUUGGUGUCACUAUUGAAUUCAAUUGA